UCUCAUCUCAUCUAAAUUUCAAUUCAGAAACAGUUGAGAGUAGUUCAAGUUGGCAUAUAUUUUCUCUGCUCUACUCCAUAAAUUCAACAACUACUGACUGACUGACUGACUCAGACCAAUUCACUAACUCCAUCUCCAUCGUCAUCAACCUAAUUAAGGUUGGCUGACGGCUUUCACAGAUUGGCUAUGACUUCCGUUACUACGAGGUCAGGGGUUAACUAGGGCUGACUGCUUUGUCAUGGAUAUGCCAUAUUUUUCCAAUGUCUAUGAUACCAUGUCUUUCUUAAAAACUUUUGAGACGUUCAAUCUAAUGGAUUUUGAUGGUGUAACCACUCUAAUCAAAAUAGUAGAGCAAGACCUUAUGGAGCCCAAACUACUUUCAAUUUUUGAUGCUGGAGGAAUGAAGGCGUCGCUGCUUAAAAUGAUCGAGUUGCUGUCUGCCAAGCUCUGCUUUCUGCAAGCAUUUUUGGAUGAAUGUGAGGCGAGAAUGAAUCACGGGCACGUCUGCGGUAAGAUAAUGUAUGAAGCAAUCCGAGAUAAGGUUGCUAGAAGAUAUAAAGAUUACAAAAUAGAAUAUAAACUGACACAAGUAUACACAACUAACUUGGGAGAGUCUGCACUUGUGGCUUGUGAACUUCAUUGCACCUUGAAACAAGUGGUAAGAGAUAUUGAGGAAGUUGGAGAAUGGAUCCUCUUGUUAAAAAGAAUAAAUCCUUUAGAGUAUGAGAGAGAUAACAUUAUGGUUUGGGAUAACUACCAAAAUGCUUUAGUGCCUGAGAAUGAAGUGAUUGUAGGAUUCCAGAGUGCUAUAGAGACGAUAAUAAACCGGCUCACUAGUCUAUACCCAAUGAAUUCAGUUUUCACCAUUUUGUGGAGUAGUGACAUUGACAAGUUUCGGAAAUUAGUUGAAAAUCCAUUGGUGAAACUAGAAGUUAUCCCACUGGUUGGGGAAGGGGGCAUAGGAAAAACUACAUUAGCCAAGAGUGUCUAUGGACAUCCAAUUACUAUUGCUAGCUUUCACAUUCGAGCGUGGGUAGAAGUGUCUCAAGUUCAUAACCUCAAAGAGAUGCUCAUCGGUCUAUUACGUUGUAUUUCACCAAUCACUAGUGAAAUCUACAACAUAGAUGAGGCUCAGAUAGCAGAGCAAUUAUGCAGAAGUUUGAUGGGCAAGAAGUAUUUAAUUUACUUAGAUGACAUAUGGACUACAGCUGCAUGGGAUGCCAUCCAAGGAUGUUUUCCAGAGAAUUCUAAUGGAAGCCGAAUCUUAGUAACUACUCGGUUCACAAACGUGGCUGAAUACUUAACUACGAAUCCCUUCCAUGUGAUGUAUCAAACUUUAGAGAAUGGUUGGGAAUUAUUUUCAAGGAAAGUGUUUGGGCAAAUCCCAUGCGUUCCCAGGGAAUAUGAGUUAAUUGGGAAACGCAUUGUUCUUGGUUGCAGUGGACUACCACUAGCAGUUGUUGUGAUUGCUGGACUUUUGGCAACUGUAAAAGAGUCUCUUGAAAUAUGGAGAGAUGUUGCAGAAACUUUGGAUGGAGUUAAUACAAGUGAUAACAACAACAGAAUUUCAAAUAUACUUUCAUUGGGCUACAAUUACUUACCUAGUCACUUGAAACCUUGCUUUCAUUAUUUUAGUGUGUUUCCUGAAGACAAUGUCAUUCCUGUUAAGAGACUAAUCAACUUAUGGGUUGUGGAGGGAUUUUUAAUGCCACAUAAAAAUAUGAGUUUGGAAAAAGUGGCAGAGAGCUACUUGCAUGAUCUCAUUAAUAGAAGUCUAGUUCAAAUUAAUGAGGUAAGUAUUGAUGGCGAAGUUAAAUCAUGUAAGAUUCAUGAUCGAGUGCACGAGGUUUGUGUGAGAGAAGCAAUAAAGGAGAAUAGUUUGUGUAUUAUCAAUGGCAAUCAUGCUCCAAAAGCUAGUCGUUGGUUAAGCUGUCAAACAAGUCAUUUGCCAAUCACUAAAGCGAGUUAUGGGAAUUGCACUCCAGAUAAAAUACAUUCUGUUCUCUGCUUUGGUAAAGAUGUAUACCAUUUAAAAUGCAGGUUUGUAUACCCAUGUUUGAAAUUGCUAAGAGUAUUGGAUUUAUCAUUAGUUAAAUGGUCACAAGGCAUGCCUAGUGAAAUAACAUAUUUGGUUCAUUUGAGAUACUUGGCUUUAAGUACCAUUGGUUCUCUUUGCAAGCUUCGAUUUUUAAAGCUUAAAAAUUUGAUGACUCUCAUAGUUACUUCAUGGAUGGAAAAAUGUCCUUUGCAACUACCAUGUGAUAUUUUGGAUUUGCCACAAUUGAGGUAUUUGCAUGUUGACAAGAGAUGUUCACAGUAUCUCCCUUGCUUAGUCAAAAAAGAUAUACAAACUCUUUAUUGGUUGAAAGUUGCUAGCUCAGACGAAAAACCAAACUUCGGAAUGGUUCCAAACCUAAAGGAACUUGGGAUUUUCAUUGAAGGCCAACUGGAGCCUAGCUAUCUAGGGAGCCUUGUGUAUUUACAUCUACUUGAGAAGUUGAAGUUUGAAGUAGGAAGAGUUGAGCGCUUUUAUCUACCAACAGGUUUUCCACCAAGCCUUAAGAAGUUGACACUUCGGUAUACUUAUCUUCCAUGGAAGGAGAUGGACACAAUUGGUGAGUUGCCGCACCUUGAGGUUCUUAAACUUAAAGAUUUCGCCUUAUGUGGUUCAGAGUGGAAACCAUCAACGUGCUUUUGGAAAUUAAAAACACUUCUCAUUUCACGUUCAAAUCUCAAAUAUUGGAAUGCAAAUUCUAAUCAUUUUCCAGUUUUGGAGCGCCUAGUCUUAAGAUAUUGUUGGGAAUUGAAAGAAGUUCCACUUGAGUUUGCAUUUAUUGGAACGCUGAAGUUAAUUGUGUUAGAAUGUUGUUAUUCUUCACUUGUGACUUCUGCAAAUCGGAUUUCUUCUAAGAAGCCAUACAACAUGUACUUAUUAGGCAAAGCGGAUUGUCGACUUCGUGUUCGUAAAGUUGGAACUGAGGUUGAAUUGCCAAAUAUUAAUAGAUCUGAAGAAGAAAGGUUGAAAAGCUCUGAAGAAGAAAGUGUCGAAAGCUCUAAAGAAGAAAGGUUGAAAUUCUCUGAAGAAGAAAGUGUCGAAAGCUCUAAAGAAGAAAGGUUGAAAAGCUCUGAAGAAGAAAGUGUCAAAAACUCAAAAGAAGAUAGGUUGAAAACUGGGAAGAGUGUGAUGAAUUAUCUGAAGAAGAAGGUGUCGAAAUCUGUAAAUGCAUUGAAAGAAUUGAAGAGAAAAGAAGAAAUUUAAGUGGCUGAGGAAUUUGUUAAUUAUGGGUUGAUAUAAACUUAUGAAAGCCAAGUGGCUAAUGUUGAUGAAGGUGAUCUGUCUCUUUGGUUGGGUAUUUAUCUAAUCACUUUCGGGAGAAAACAAACAGAACGGAUUUCUUGCUGUAAUUCUUCAAGUGCAGCUCAAAGAAGAGACAAAGGAUUUUUUGAAGUGAGAUCAUUUAAAAGCUUGUGAAAGAAAAGUAUUGAGAAAAACUUGUCUCUCUCUUUUGGACUAAAUCUGAGUUACAAGCCAAGUAUCUUGUGGUCCAGUGGUAUCAAGUCAAUCUCAUAUGAUAGGUUUGAGUCUCAGUGGAGGCGCUCUGGGUUCGUUUUUCCGUCUCUCCAACAACGCACAUGGUACUGGAUGGGAAUCGCGGUUGAGGCAAGCGGCGGGGACCACCUGUCGACCGAGGUAAGAAAUUCAAGGUAUCACAUUCAGAUGUUGGUGGUUUGGGUAGUCUUUCUAAGGAAGAUGAUGAUUUUGUGACCCCACCAUUAGCGUUUCUUGCAAGGUUGUAACAAGACCCUAUAUGGAAUGCACCCGAUUAUGAAUUCACUACAGAGGAGGCAAUUAGAUUACCUAGGGUGAACUUUUUUUUUUUUAUCUUGAGUUAGGCUUUUUGUAAGCGUAGGUUGUUAAUUUUUUUGUCAAUUACAAUAUCAUAGUACUUACUCUAUAUGUUCGGUCUUUUGGAGGCAUAUUUAAUUGAUAAUGCUAUUUUCCUUUGUUUUGAUAAGUGAUUAAAUCAUCUUCCGUACAUGUAUGUGAUUUCCAUUUUUGUACAUAAUGUAGCUAUAUGGGUGCACAGUGUUUAUGUAUCCCUAUGAAGUAA
Molecule: messenger RNA, 4112 nt
Organism: Ipomoea triloba (trilobed morning glory)
Lineage: Eukaryota; Viridiplantae; Streptophyta; Magnoliopsida; Solanales; Convolvulaceae
Product: putative late blight resistance protein homolog R1A-3
Exons: 8
Coding region: 239-3259 (1006 amino acids)
Biological process (GO): defense response to other organism
Molecular function (GO): ADP binding
Source: RefSeq, a predicted model, not a curated record